This is a messenger RNA of Culex quinquefasciatus (southern house mosquito), 3992 nucleotides long. It is a transcript of the gene Aplip1, whose product is annotated as JNK-interacting protein 1. Gene Ontology annotation, cellular component: cytoplasm. The coding region runs from base 288 to 1853 and encodes 521 amino acids. The record is from RefSeq and is a predicted model, not a curated record. Gene Ontology annotation, molecular function: protein binding. NCBI's taxonomy places the organism in Eukaryota, Metazoa, Arthropoda, Insecta, Diptera, Culicidae. The transcript is spliced from 5 exons. Gene Ontology annotation, biological process: regulation of JNK cascade.
CCCUCUUGUGUUUGCCAGCCAACCCUGAGCUGCUGAGAGUCCUGUUUCUUCGUCGCGUGUGUCAAGUCGCCGUCGUCAUCGUCGGGAUAGAAAGAAAAGAAAAAGAGGAACAAAAAAAAAAGUGAAAGGAAAAGCCCGAGCCAGUGAAAAAUCGAAAGAUUUUUCCUGCUCGCCCACAAAUGCGUUAAUUAACGCGAACUGCGACGGAGUCACGUGCGUGCGUGCGUGAGUGUGUGUUUUGUGAUUUCGGAAGCGCUACGAAUCUUCGAGGAUAAUCCGCACCGAGGAUGGCCGAUGCGGAUUUCGAGGAGUUUCGCCAAACUUUGGAUACUUUUCCAACCUUCAGCAAGGCUCCAGCACCGUUUUAUACACUGCUGCCCGAUGUGGAGCUGGACGACGAAACGCCGUCGACCAAGAGCGGAGACGAUGCCUCAGACCACGAGGACCUGCUGAGUGACACGGACUCCGUUCUCAAACCAGUCAACGGUCCCAGCAAGACCCAGCAAAUCAUCCAAACCAUUUCGACCAUCAGCAGCAGUAGCAGCGCCGAGGAUGACGAAAUUGGCGACGGUUUGCGGACAACGACGACGACGACAACGGCCGUGGUAGCAGCGGCCAAGGGCUCGGACGUUGGUUCCACCGGGGUGACGAACACGACGACCACAGCACAGGAACAGGGUGGUCAGCUGCAGUUGACACUGUGCAACACCACGUCGUCACAGCUGGCCCGAACCAGCUCGUUGCCGUGGAUUCCGGGACAGGUCGAGCGGCGACGUCGCAAGCUGCCGGAGAUUCCCAAGAACAAGAAAUCUUCCGUACUUCAGAUGCUCUCCUCCGGGUACACUUCGCUGGCCGACGAGCUGAACGCCAGCCGGAAGGGUUCGAUCGGCAGCCACGGCCACAACAGCCACUUUCACCACCACCACUCCGGCGGCACCAGCACCAGCACAAUGCUGAAGCAAAACUCGCUGCUGGCGCUCAAAUGUGGCUACCUGCUGGACGAGGACUCCAGCCCCGACUCGGACCGGCUGCAGAGCCUCGGUGACGUGGACAGUGGCCACAGUACGGCCCACUCGCCGACCGACUUCAAGAGCAUGUCGCCGCAGGCACCGGGACCGGGUGGCCAGGAGCCGCGAUCGCCGGAGGCCACCUCUCCCUUUCCACCACCGUACGGGGGCGUUCCGUUCAGCCAGCUGGAGAUGCUGGAGGCGACCCACCGGGGACUGCACAAGUUUGUUCCGAGGCACCACGAUGAAAUUGAGGUGGAGAUUGGUGAUCCGAUCUACGUGCAGAAGGAAGCGGAGGAUUUGUGGUGUGAGGGGGUGAAUUUGAGGACUGGGCGGCAGGGCAUCUUCCCGUCGGCGUACGCCGUCGAUCUGGACUACAACGACUUUGACGCGACGGCCGUUGAGAUGAAGCGGGAACGGUACCUGUUGGGAUAUCUUGGGUCGGUGGAAACGCUGGCCCACAAGGGUACGGGAGUGGUGUGCCAGGCCGUGCGGAAGAUCGUUGGUGAUGGGACGGAAUCGCCCAAGGCGCAGGCUUGCAUCCUGGAGAUUUCCGACCAGGGGUUGCGGAUGGUGGACCGGUCGAGGAACAAAAAGGACAAACGGCCCUGCAUCGACUACUUCUACUCGUUGAAGAACGUCUCGUUUUGUGCGUUCCACCCGCGGGAUCACCGCUACAUCGGCUUCAUCACCAAACAUCCGACGGUGCAGCGGUUCGCGUGCCACGUGUUCCAGGGCACCGAAUCGACCCGGCCGGUGGCGGAAGCCGUCGGGAGGGCAUUCCAGAGAUUCUACCAGAAGUUCAUAGAGACAGCAUAUCCAAUCGAGGACAUUUACAUAGAGUAAAAAAGAGAGAUUUCAGGACGGAAAGGUGCGGAAUAUUAAGGUGAGGUCGAGCGGAAGUUUGGGACGGACAACCAGAACAAUUCAACCAAAGAGUAACGUUAUCUCAUUCAUUAAAGCAACAGCAGUUAUUGACUUAUAAGACAAACAUAUAGUUUACCAUUUGUUAGAAAAGACAUUUCCCAGAAGAAAAUAGCGAAAAAAAAAUUACAGCAGUAAAAUGUGACAAGCUUACACCUUCAAAAGUCUUUCUCUUUCUAUUUUAAUCUACUUUACAAAUCUGAAACAAACUGGACAAAAACUGAACUAAAAAUAAAUUAUUGGACUGCAGUUUAACCAUCUCAAAAGUUUUUUUGUUUUCCAUAGCAAAACUAUUACUUAAAAGAAAUACUCUUUUUGUUACUACUCAAAGUAUUACAAUUUUCCGCUAGAAUUGCCGUUUAAAUUUUACACCAGAAAAACACAAAUGAUCACAGCAGCCCACUCAAUUGUCUUUUGCAAGCAGUAACAUAACCAAACUUUUCGGCACCCUCAGCAAACGUCAAAUCAGUACAAAUUACUGCCGGAUCUUGUUCCGGAUCUUUCUCGGAAAAGAUCCGGCAGCAAUUAUGCAUGCUUUGACGUUUGCUGAGGGUGCCGAAAAAAGGUUAAACAAAUCACUUCGUGCAUCAGCCAACAUUAAAAGCAAACUGAGAGCAACAUUACUGGCGUAGCCUACUACGUUCCUAUAGCAACCGAGGGGGAUCAAACUACUUUAGAUCAAACAGUGCGGCCGCGGCGGCUACCUUGAUUCUGCUUUCAGCUCCUGAACAAACGUUGACUUACAAAAUGAUUCGCUAUCAAUUUCGGUGCAAGUUAACAAACACAACCGAACAAAGGCUCAUCGUUUACAUAUGUUUGCAGUCUAACAAAAAAAAAACUGAAUAAAAACAAUACAUUGUAACAAGCAGUAUAUACAAAACAAACAUCUAACAUGAAAAUAAAACAUUACCAUGCGAAAAAAAGCAGUAGCUGAAUGUAAGAGUAGAGAUUUCUUGUAAAUACUAGAUUAAAUUUGUAAAGCAGAAGCAAAAUCGUAUAUUUUUAUGACAGGCAUGGGUUGAGGAUCUGCAGAAGCUAACAAAGCAACAACACAAAUGGAAACAUUCAAAAUAAAAGAGAAGUGGUUGACAAAGUUGCCUAAAGUGUUUUCCAUGGCUGGAAGAAAAUGCUUUUUGUUUUCAGGUAUUUAAAAUUGCUGAUAAAAAGUUAGUAUUUUUUUGCAAUUAUUUAGUUUGUAACAUCAUCAAAACAAGUUGGGGGAGAUUUAUAAUAAGCUUAUUAUCAGUAUGAUUUUCGUUUUCUUCGUUGCUAGUUUUUGAACAUUAUUUCGUGAAUGUUUGAGUGUGAUGAGCGGGAAGCAAAAACGGUACGAGAAAGUGUAGAAAGGGUGUGCGAACGGAGACAUAUAUAGUUAAAUCAUAAAUAUUUCAUAAUAUUAUAGAAAGAGAAACCCAAAAUAAAGACAAAAUGUUAUCAUCAUAAUAAUCUUCAAAGGUCGUUAUUCGAGAGCUGAUUCACAAAACUAAAAGGAAACAAUUGAAACUACACACAAUAAGCAAGCAUUUUCGAACGACAUUAUAAGAAAAGUGACGACAAGAACUACUUAAAAAAAUAAACUGUUGUUUGAAAAGAUUUUAUCGGUUGCAUACAAAACUAAAACUAAAAACAAUAACGCAGAAAAUCUAACAAUAUUUGCAAUAUUAUUUGAGCAAAAAAUGUUAAAAAAACGCAAAUAUUGCAAUGAAAAGAUAAUUCUGAACGCAUCUGUAACAGAAAAACACAUAACAACACACAAAACCAAGUCUUUUCUCUAGUCACAAGUUCAGAAAAAAAGUUUAACACAUUCAAAUAAAAAAAGAAGAAGAAAAUCUGUAAGCAAACCGCAUCUAACACACACCUAGAAACCAAACAUCCACACCAAGAAGCAGCUAGCUCAGCAUUCUUUCUGCAGGCAGGCAGGCAAGAUCGAACCCCUCAAUGAUAGGUACGCCAAACAUCCUUGCAAAAUGCGAAUAAGAAAAAAAAAUAACUUACAAACAAACAGUCAUCUGAAUUCAUUGCGAGAAGCAAAAGAAGAAAUAAAUCGUGUUUGAGGAUGAG